AUGCUUCCGGACGUCAGUAUCGGCGGUACUGCUCCUAACAUGAGCCAUAAGGCGAUGAAGGUUCGGGAACUUCGUUGUAGGAACUUUGCCGUCCUGCAAAUGAUGCAAGCGGUCUCCCUCGGACUGCUCGCACAGAAUGCAGCUGUAGCCUUCGUCUGGAUCCUCGGAAUGCCGGCCUUCGGCGGCACGCUCGAACUUCUUUUCUGCGGUGUGGAAGUUGCCAUUCAAAUGGUUGAGCAACUGGCCCUCAUUGGGGUAUUCGAAUGCCUGUCUGAGCUGUUAGUGGCGCGCACUUUGAUCGUGGAGCAGUGUAUUCGACUGACCUUUAUCUGGACCGAGACCGUCUCAUCUUCGAAGCACUCCGGCGGGCAUGUUCUGUCCCUCUCGCUCCAAGGAAUUUCGACAUCAUUCACCGAGUUAUUUGAGGGUAUCUCCAUGACCGAGGUGGCGAAUUCCUGA
Messenger RNA from Zymoseptoria tritici IPO323, 459 nucleotides. RefSeq lists its product as uncharacterized. NCBI's taxonomy places the organism in Eukaryota, Fungi, Ascomycota, Dothideomycetes, Mycosphaerellales, Mycosphaerellaceae. Bases 1 to 459 code for a protein of 152 amino acids. The transcript has a single exon. The record is from RefSeq and is a predicted model, not a curated record.